AUGGACAUGGCGGGUUGGAAACCCCAUCAACCGCCCAAGAUUCCCUCCUCAAACAGCAGAAGACUCCCGUCCAACAUCCCCUUGCGGACCCUGCAGUCCCGCCCAGACCAGACCGAGCAAUCGACGUCAUUGCUUGCAUCUGAUCGGGACGACAACGGCCACCAACACCGUGACCACCGCUUCACCCACACUGAUUCUUCAUACGACAAACACCACCAUCACGGCCAGCGGUCAUCUGAAGAUUCCUCCCGCUCCGCCUCCGACGAGUCUUCCUGGACCGACACGGGGGACAUUGCUGAGCAGCUCGACCACGAGGAAGACCCUCUUCGCCUCCAGCUCGGCAGCGACAUCGAAGACGAGCUGCUAGCCGGCGUCCACAAGAGGCAUCCCUCCCACAAGCAGACAAAACCGAAGCGUGUCCGCAUCCAACUCGACUCUCCCAACCGCCACGAUAGAUCACCAACACGUCGUGGAGUCGUUAAUAAGGAGGCCAUCCAAGUCCCAGACAUCGCCCAACCACGUCCGACCCGCGCGGAGCGAGUCAUCGGCCUCAUCAUGUCGGGCGGUCAAUCAAUCCACGGCCUUACCGGCAAGGCGCUGAUUUACUUUACGAGUAUCUUCGUAUCGUUAGGCGUCUUCCUGUUCGGCUAUGAUCAGGGAGUCAUGUCCGGUAUCAUCACCGGCGCGUACUUCUUGAACUACUUCAAUCACCCCUCCAGUCUCGAGAUUGGCACCAUGGUUGCCAUUCUCGAGAUUGGUGCAUUGAUUUCCUCCCUCAUUGUUGGUAAGGUCGGAGACAUCAUCGGCCGCCGCAAGACGAUUCUAUACGGCUCCAUCAUCUUCUUCAUUGGCGGUGCCUUCCAGACAUUCGCCAACGGCAUGCCCAUGAUGCUGCUGGGUAGAAUCGUUGCCGGUCUCGGUGUCGGUGCCCUGUCCACCAUUGUGCCUGUCUACCAGUCCGAGAUCUCCCCUCCCCAUAACCGUGGAAAGCUCGCCUGCAUUGAGUUCUCCGGCAACAUCAUCGGUUAUGCCACCUCUGUCUGGGUCGACUACUUCUGCAGCUUCAUCGAAAGUGACUUGGCGUGGCGUAUUCCUCUGUUGAUGCAGUGUGUGAUGGGUGCUCUGCUCGGCCUCGGCAGCCUGGUUAUCGUAGAGUCUCCAAGAUGGCUUCUCGAUAAUGACCACGACGAGGAGGGCAUUGUCGUCAUUGCCAACCUCUAUGGCAAGGGUGAUAUCCACAACCCCAAGGCCCGCGAGGAGUACCGCGAGAUCAAGAUGAACGUCCUACUCCAGCGCCAGGAAGGCGAGCGAACCUACGCCGAGAUGUUCCGACGAUAUAGCACCCGUGUGUUCAUCGCCAUGUCGGCCCAAGGUCUUGCCCAGCUCAACGGCAUCAACGUCAUCAGUUAUUACGCUCCCAAGGUUUUCGAGUCCGCUGGCUGGGUUGGGCGCAAUGCUGUGCUCAUGGCCGGUGUCAACUCAAUCACCUAUUUCCUGUCCACUAUUCCCCCGUGGUACCUUGUUGACAGGUGGGGCAGACGUCCUAUCUUGCUCAGCGGUGCAAUCGUCAUGUCGGUUUCGUUGUCUUUGAUUUCAUACUGGAUCUACCUGGACAUUCCCGCAACGCCCAACCUGGUUGUCAUCUUUGUCAUGAUCUACAACGCAGCAUUCGGCUACUCGUGGGGCCCUAUCCCCUGGUUGUACCCCCCGGAGAUCCUGCCUCUCAGCAUUCGCUCCAAGGGUGCCAGUUUGUCUACCGCGACCAACUGGGCUUUCAACUGGCUGGUAGGAGAAUUGACACCCAUCCUGCAAGAUUACAUCAAGUGGAGAUUGUACUUGGUGCACGCUUUCUUCUGCGCUGUCAGUUUCGUCGUGGUGUACUUCAUCUACCCCGAGACUUGUGGAGUCCGUCUGGAGGAGAUGGACUCACUCUUCGGCGACGCGAGCACGGUCAUCGGCACCCCGUCCGUCCAUGCGGCCGAGACCGGCUCUCUUAUGCCCGGCUCACCGGUCGGCUCUUACCGCGGACGACCCGCCUUCACAGCCCAGAACGCCAUUCCUGGGCUGUCGCUCGACCCGCCCGACAUCCCCGACGGCAAGGGCCAGGACGGCGAGGCCAGCAGCACCAUCAGCGGAUGGGUGUCGAGGGUCGUCAGCCGCACACGGAACCAGAGCAGCAGCGGCAGCGGUAGAUAUGCUCCGGUCAACCAAGACGACUGA
Messenger RNA from Colletotrichum aenigma, 2220 nucleotides. It is a transcript of the gene mfs1-4, whose product is annotated as MFS glucose transporter mfs1. The record is from RefSeq and is a predicted model, not a curated record. Gene Ontology annotation, molecular function: carbohydrate:proton symporter activity. Gene Ontology annotation, biological process: carbohydrate transport; transmembrane transport. The transcript has 6 exons. Lineage: Eukaryota; Fungi; Ascomycota; Sordariomycetes; Glomerellales; Glomerellaceae. The coding region runs from base 1 to 2220 and encodes 739 amino acids. Gene Ontology annotation, cellular component: membrane.